Messenger RNA from Athalia rosae (coleseed sawfly), 2553 nucleotides. RefSeq lists its product as uncharacterized. Lineage: Eukaryota; Metazoa; Arthropoda; Insecta; Hymenoptera; Athaliidae. Bases 361 to 1488 code for a protein of 375 amino acids. The transcript has 4 exons. The record is from RefSeq and is a predicted model, not a curated record.
CAUCGCCUACAGCUGCGAAUUCCCCACCGUUUCGGAUCGCCGACUCUGUCCAGGUGUACUCGCUAGCGAUCGAAUCUAGGUACAGCUGGGUGGUUGAUAUUUUUCUCCGAAGGACACAAAGUCCUGAUUAAUUAACAGGACAAAUGAGGCGAGGUCGAGAAUGCGGGGAAUAAGGUCAUAAUCCACGUAGGUAUGGGAUGUUCGCUCGCAUGUAGUUCAGAGGUAGCUGCGUGACGCUACUAUACCCCCGGUAUCGAGCGACCUACGGUGCUCAACGGCGUCUAGGUCUGCUCGGAGAAUCGAUUAUUUCGGAGAGAAAGCCAAGCCUUUCUUCGACGAGAAACCGGAGGGUAGUUUGUUAUGGAGGGUCGCGCGGGCAGCGUUCGCGGGGUUUCCUCCUGUUCGUCGAGCACCUCGAUUCCUCAGAGCACCGUCGCAGCUCAGGAUGCGAAGCGGAGUUCGGGGGGUAACAUCGAACUCUCGGUGCAAGGCGCGGCUGACGACAAGAACAGUCCGUCGAGGGUGCCGAGGAAAUUCAUCGCCAACUGGAGACAGGCGUGCGACCGUACGAGAGACAGGACGAAGGAACUGUUGAAGAGAUGGAGAACGGUGCCCGGGCAGGAAGGUGAAUUCGUCAACGUCGAUACCCCCGUCAAAGAGCUCGACCAUCCCGGAUGGAGCGUUCACGUCUGGACUACCUGGGUGAGUAGAUUCCCCAGCGACGAGAGCCUGACGACGAAUGAAAUACCGACCAGAGACAUAGGAGCUAUUCAAUGGCUUGCCCCGUCUCAGCGUGACAAGCUCUCGCACUUUUUUACCUAUCUGUUGGACCAUCGCAGGGACGGAAUCAUCACCAAGAAGGAUUUCGAGCUGUUGUCCGAGCGUUUGAGGAGGUUCGCGGACUGGUCGAAAAACAGCCCCGAGUAUCUGCGGCUGAUGGAGAUCGAACGGGGCUUGGUCGAAGCGAUCGUGGAUCAGAGUGGGAUGCGGGGGGAGAAUGACCUAAGCCAGGUGGAUCUGGACGAGUGGCUCAAUUGGUGGGCACGUCAGAUCGCUGCGCCCAGUGGGAUCAGCUUUCGGGAGCUCCCUCUCUGGGUCAAGGCCUUUCCCCGGGUUCUUUUCCUCGCGAUAAACGCUUCGGGAACCGGCCGAAUCACAAAGGACGAGUUAGCCGCUUUUUACAGCUUCGUCAUCGGCUUUGACUCCGAUCGGAUAAAAAAUUGCAUUGAUGCGGCGUACCGCUCGAUGACUUCGAACGGAGACCACCCCCUAGGUUGGUCCCAGUAUCAGCUGGUAUUCGCCAACUUCCUCUUCGGUCGGGGUCCCUUCGGCCCCGGGGAACACCUCCUCGGGAUGACGGAAAGCUGCUUCCUUCGCGGCGACUCCAUCACUUUCCCGAUCGAUUACUCCGCCAUGAACACCCCCGUCGACAAAAUGGAAGUCUACAAUCCUAAUAAUAAAACCAACCGACGUAGCGUCGUCGUUUAAGACUAUUCAAAAUUCUCGUCGCGAUCCAUUCCGGACCGGAGAAGUGUAGUUUUCUUGCGACCAUAACUUUCACUCCCUCUAUGCAACAUUUUCACGCUUCUAAUAGAGCGAGAGUGGCGCGUACGAAUGUCAAGUAGUAACGGUCACUGUCGGGUCAGACGCCAUUUUAUCUUCGAGAUUUCCGUUGUCAUCCGUCCGGGACCGAAAGAGUAUAGUUUUCCGAUGAACGUGAUUUCCACUCAUUCCAAUGCUAUGCAACAUUUUCACGCCUCUAAUAAAACGAGAGCGGUACCAUAGAUGGUACGUACGUGUGUGUAUCAAGUAGUAACAGUCACUGUCGGGUCAGACGCGUUUCAUCCCGUGCUCAUUUCUGUCUUUAAUUUCUUCCCGUUGACUCGAUAGAUUCAUCGGGAUGGGAGAGUACACGGGUGAACCGUUGAAACGGUAAAAUAUCACUUUGCGAAAAUGUAGCCAACCUGCACAAUCUUCGGGGAGGUCGUACGCCAAAGACGUAUUGUCUGCUCCGCACCUGCAGCGCGUACCGCCGACCGAAAAUACCAAAAAUCAGGAGACGUUUACAGACGUUUUGUCAAUAUCGAUCGAUGCUAUUUUGUGUUUAUUUACUCGCAGCAUUCCGAGCUCGUGACUCAGGCAAUUUCAAUGUUUUUGUCUCCGAAUCAUUUAUUCGGUGUAAUAUUUAAUAUAUAUCAUUAUAUAAGUAUAUACAUAUACAGAUAUGUGAUUACAUCUUGCGAUUAUUAUUUCAGCCUUCGUUACGUCAGAAGCGAAUACGGCGCAAUUGAUUCUUUUUUUGUCCAGCGCACGACCGACGUCCUCGAUCUUAUUCCCGUUUCCUCGGUAUCGACCGUAUGUAUAUUUUUUGGCCCAUCCACCGCCACAACGAUGACAUCAUUCCACCAUAUUCCAUGUUAUACGUGUAUAUUUGUUUUUACAAAGAUAUAUUGUAUGAAUAUAGCGACGUGAUGUUUUCUUAUCACAAUUGAUAACUGUUAUUCCUGAAACUUGAUUCACAAUAAAACGGAUAAUAUACUCCAUCCGAUAUGA